Molecule: messenger RNA, 807 nt
Organism: Arachis duranensis
Lineage: Eukaryota; Viridiplantae; Streptophyta; Magnoliopsida; Fabales; Fabaceae
Product: proteasome subunit beta type-2-B
Biological process (GO): proteasomal protein catabolic process
Cellular component (GO): proteasome core complex; proteasome core complex, beta-subunit complex; nucleus
Molecular function (GO): peptidase activity
Source: RefSeq, a predicted model, not a curated record
UGCAAACUUUUGCGAGUUAAAGUGGUCACUGUGUGUUGGUGUGAGAAGAAGAAGCUGGGAACUCUACUGUUUUUUAUUUCGCCGUGAGAGGGGAAAAGAAGAUAAAGAGAUUCGUGAAGGGAGGAAGAGGAAGAGGAAGAAAGAAGAUGGAGUGCGUAUUUGGCUUGGUGGGUAACGGGUUCGCGAUCGUGGUGGCGGACACGUCGGCGGUUCACAGCAUCCUUGUACACAAGUCCAACGAAGACAAGAUCAUGGUCCUCGACUCCCACAAACUCAUCGCCGCCAGCGGUGAGCCGGGUGACAGGGUUCAGUUCACCGAGUACAUACAGAAGAACGUGGCUCUCUACCAGUUCCGUAAUGGGAUCCCUUUGACCACUGCCGCCGCUGCCAAUUUCACCCGUGGCGAGUUAGCCAUCGCUCUUCGCAAGUCGUACUUUUCGUUGUCAAUGAUGGACAGACACUACCACAGUGGAAUGUCAGUGGAAGAAGCAAUUGAUCUGGUAGAUAAAUGCAUUAUGGAAAUCAGGUCGAGGUUGGUUGUGGCACCACCAAACUUUGUUAUCAAAAUUGUUGACAAGGAUGGAGCUAGACAGUAUGCAUGGCGUGAAUCAGUGAAGGAUGCUCCAGUUCCCUCAGCUUGAGUUACUAUUAUUUCGUUCUCUUUGUUGGACCUAUUCCCAUUUACUCUAGUUUAUUUUCUCUAUACUCUUCUUCUUGUCGUUUUAUCUGAACCUGAAUGUUCAUUUAGAUAAUUUUCAAACUCUUGGCCUCUGAAUUCUUAAAGGGGACAAAUUGUCUUUUGAAUUA